AUGGAUAUUGAUUCGGCUUGUAAAGAAGAUAAUUUACCUUGGGUUGAAAAGUAUCGUCCAAAAACGCUUGAUGAGCUUUUAUCACAUAAAAAUAUCAUUACAACAAUUGAAGCAUAUAUCAAUAGAGAUCAACUUCCACAUUUAUUAUUUUAUGGUCCACCUGGAACUGGCAAAACAUCAACAAUUUUUGCGGUUGCUAAUAAAAUAUAUGGAGAUAAAUGGAAAUCAAUGGUUAUGGAAUUAAAUGCAUCUGAUGAUAGAGGAAUAGAUGUUGUUCGUGAACAAAUUAAAAAUUUUGCAAGUACGCGUAAUAUAUUUAGUUCGAAUAUAAAGUUGAUUAUACUGGAUGAAGCUGAUGCCAUGACACAACCUGCUCAAAAUGCAUUGAGAAGAAGCAAAGAUCAAAUUAUUUCUUGUUUGAAUGACAUAGUUGAGGCAGAACGCAUAAAUAUUUCCCAAGAUGGGAUAGAAGCAUUAAUUAAAAUUUCAUGUGGUGAUAUGCGAAGAGUAUUAAAUAUUUUACAGGCAUGUCAUGCAACAAAUGAAUUCAUAGAUGAAGAUGCUAUAUGUAAUUGUACAGGAAGACCUAAUACUAAAGAUAUAGAAUUAAUACUCAAGACAGAAAAAGGUCUUGCUUUACAAGAUAUAUUGACAGAUCUUUGUUAUAACUUAAGAAAAUCAUUUAUCACUGAUGAAGAAUUGUUUGAAAAUAUUGGAGAAAUUGAGUAA
Messenger RNA from Entrophospora candida, 729 nucleotides. The record is from the annotation of a GenBank genome assembly. Lineage: Eukaryota; Fungi; Glomeromycota; Glomeromycetes; Entrophosporales; Entrophosporaceae.